CAUUGAGCUGCUUGGUUACGGUACAACCGAUCCGGGAAGAUGGUCGAAAUCGGGAUCUCUUUUGCAACCAUCAAGUCCCUCUUGAUUUUCUUUGCGCCGAUUGUCCUCCCGCGCGCCCUCAAUUUCUACCGAAAUGUCCGUUUGGCGAUUGCCCGGCAACCGAACCCAAAGCCUCUGCCUUCGAAUGCUUCACGGGCCCUAAACGUGCUCUUCUGCGCCAUCCUCUUCUUCUUCCUCCUCAGCCUCCCGUUCAAUCCUUACGCCCCCAGCCCCAGUAUCUUCUCUCUGACCCGGUCGCGCAUCAACACGCCCCUGGACAUUAUCUUCAGUCGACUAGCUCGUCACCGUGCCGGGGGUGUUCUUACACCGGCCGACCAACUCCUCAAGUCGAAACUCAGCUCCCCGGCUGCGCGCCGGGCAUACCUCCGCUUCGGUGCCGAAACCCUAACGCAAUGCCAGUUCUGCACGCUCGACGACAUCCACACUUACCUCCUCUACUAUCUCCCCUUUAACGCCCUGAUUCCACAUCUCUUCCACAUGGUGAUCGUCGGGUUGACCACCGCGUCCCCCUUUGCCGGGCGCGAGGCAGCGCGGUGGCGGAACAAGUUUACCAUUGCAGGACUCGUACUGGCAGCUAUCGACAUCUACGCUAUCUUCACCUGGGACCCAGUCCGGACGGGCCCGGCCUCCGUACGCGACGGGAUCACGACCCCCUCCACGGCGUUCGAGACCAUGGCGCGGCUGCGACCGCUCGCGUUUGCGAUCUUUGAUGGUGCGCUGGCGUUUUUCAUCUACGUGUCGGCGACCAACCGGUUCUUUUUCACGCCGCCCACCCAGGCCGAUCAGGUGGAUCAGCUGGUGUCGGCAUCGCUGGCGAGCCUCUCGGGGGCCAGCUCCAAACUGCAUGCGGCGAGCGUGACGCGCAAUGCGGUGGUGCGGGAUAAAGUGCUCAAGGCCCGGGAUGAUGCCUAUUGGCGGACGGUGGUUGCGAUGGACGGGGAGAGUUCCCGCGUGAAUGGGGGGGCCCUGCCGUCGAGUAUCUGGGAGGAGUCGGCCGUGGUGCGGGCGAUGUCGCGGGCGAUGGCGGGACAGGGAGGAGUUGAUCUGGCGCAGCUGGGAGUCAGUGCUGCGGAGUAUGUGAACGGAAUGACUGCGGGGUUAGAGCAUGGGCAGCAAGAAGUGCAGACGGUAGAAUAGAUCGAU
This is a messenger RNA of Aspergillus ochraceoroseus IBT 24754, 1203 nucleotides long. RefSeq lists its product as uncharacterized. NCBI's taxonomy places the organism in Eukaryota, Fungi, Ascomycota, Eurotiomycetes, Eurotiales, Aspergillaceae. The transcript is spliced from 2 exons. Bases 40 to 1197 code for a protein of 385 amino acids. The record is from RefSeq and is a predicted model, not a curated record.